Molecule: messenger RNA, 723 nt
Organism: Colletotrichum fioriniae
Lineage: Eukaryota; Fungi; Ascomycota; Sordariomycetes; Glomerellales; Glomerellaceae
Molecular function (GO): pectate lyase activity
Source: RefSeq, a predicted model, not a curated record
AUGAAGCUCAGUAACGUGGUAGUUUUUGCCCUUCUCGGUGCCGCCACAGCUGCGCCGACUCCCACUCUUAAUCAAGCGUCAACCGGAUCCAUUGGUAAGCGCGCUUCCAUCACGGAGACGUGCACCAUUGGGUACGCUAGCACCAAUGGAGGAACAACUGGUGGCAAGGGCGGAUCAACAACCACUGUGUCGACUCUGGCUCAGUUCACCAAGGCUGCCGAGUCGAGCGGCAAGCUCAACAUUGUCGUCAAAGGCUCUAUAUCUGGUAGCACAAAGGUGCUUGUUGCUUCAGACAAGACCAUUGUGGGUCAGAAAGGAUCCAGGAUCACUGGUGCCGGCCUUUACAUCAAGGGCGUUUCCAACGUCAUUGUUCGCAAUCUCGCCAUCUCGAAGGUCAAGGAGGCCUAUGGCGACGCCAUUGGUAUUGAGUCCUCGACGAACGUUUGGAUUGACCACGUUGAUGUAUCAUCCGAUGUGAGCAGUGGAAAAGACUACUACGAUGGACUCAUCGACAUCACCAAAGGUUCUGACUGGAUCACCAUUUCCAACUCGUACAUUCACGACCAUUACAAAACGUCGCUCCUUGGCCAUGUCAAUAUCAACACUAGCGAUAAGGGCAAACUCCAUGUUACCUAUGCGAACAACUACUGGAACAAUGUUAACUCGCGGAAUCCUUCAGUGCGAUUCGGUACCGUGCACAUUUACAACAACUACUACAACAAA